GGUUCUCCCGUUUGGCGUCGUUCACUCGCUUUAAAUUCCAAAAAAAUGACGACGCGGUGUAAAACUUUGAAAGUCACAAUCACAAACAAGGUACCCACCCUCCCAAGUCCCAUUAAUUAAGAGCACAUAAGAAAACUAGUUAUUAUUAUUAAUUAAUCCAAACCAACAAAAAUAAAAAAUGGGGAUAGUAGAAGAAGCACACAACGUGAAAGUUUUAGGAACAGGGUCACGCUUUAUUGUUCUAGCUCACGGAUUUGGCACAGACCAAUCCGUAUGGAAACACCUCGUACCACAUCUCUUAGACGAAUUUCGUGUCAUACUGUACGACAACAUGGGAGCUGGUACAACUAAUCCCGAUUAUUUCGAUUUCGACCGUUACUCAACCUUAGAAGGCUACGCAUACGAUUUGCUUGCUAUCUUACAAGAACUUCGAGUUGAUUCUUGUAUCUUUCUUGGUCACUCUGUUUCUGCUAUGAUUGGAACCGUUGCUUCUGUUUCUCGCCCUGAUUUAUUUUCCAAAAUCAUCCUCGUAUCUGCUUCCCCAAGAUAUUUAAACGACAGGGAUUACUUUGGAGGAUUUGAACAAGAAGAAUUGGAUCAAUUAUUCGAUGCUAUGGCAGCGAAUUACAAAGCGUGGUGUUCAGGCUUUGCUCCAAUGGCUGUUGGAGGAGACAUGGAAUCAGUUGCAGUACAAGAAUUCAGCCGAACUAUGUUCAAUAUGAGGCCAGACAUAUCUCUAAGUGUAUUACGAACAAUUUUUCAAAGUGACAUUAGACAAAUAUUAUGUCUGGUUACCGUUCCGUGCCACAUAAUACAAAGUACGAAGGAUUUGGCUGUUCCUGUCGUGGUUGCGGAAUAUAUCCACCAACACGUAGGUGGCCCUUCCGUCGUAGAGGUUAUGUCGACGGAGGGUCAUUUGCCGCAAUUGAGUUCACCGGAUGUUGUCAUUCCGGUGAUACUCAAACAUAUUAGACAUGAUAUUGCGGCUUGAUGUUAAUGUGUGGUGGGUGGUGUGAUUGUAUUAUUGAGUUUUUCUUUUCUUAAUUAAUAAAAAUUUGGAAGAGGGUUACUUUUUUAUUUGUGUCCGUUUCGUAGAUGACCAAGGGAAAUGGAGUUGGCAAACACAUGCUUCCAUCAAUUAUUAUGUAUUAUUGUUAAUUGUAUUGUAUGGUAGUUUUUUAUUUUUGGUAGGUGGUGAUGCCAUUCAAUAGUUAUGGUCAUCAAGUGUUGGGAAUGGAGGCUGUGAAAUAAAUAAAUAGUUUGUUGGGUCCUGCCAAAUCAAUUUGUGAAACGAUUCCAAAUGGUUUAGUUAUGUAAAGCUCAUAUUUUCCACCA
Messenger RNA from Cicer arietinum (chickpea), 1335 nucleotides. RefSeq names its product karrikin insensitive 2 receptor CA-like. Lineage: Eukaryota; Viridiplantae; Streptophyta; Magnoliopsida; Fabales; Fabaceae. The record is from RefSeq and is a predicted model, not a curated record.